CCCCCGGUGCCGCCGUCGGGCCGCGCCGCCGGGGGCUGAACCCGGGCGCGGUGUGUGUGUGUGUGUGUGAGGGGACGGGACGGGGCACACGACGCCCCGAGAGCCGGCACCGAUCCGGGGGGGGGCAGCGGCCGCCGCGAUGUCGGCGCAGAGCCUGCUGAGCAGCGUCUUCUCCUGCUCCUCCCCGGCCGCCGCCGCCGCCCCCGCCGCCAAGAACCUCUCCAAGCGGAGGCUCCGCCAGACGCGCAGCCUCGACCCCGCCAUCAUCGGCGGCGGCCGGGAGGAAGGCGAAGGCGCGGGCCGGGCGCCGCGGGCGCGGACCACCGGCAGCCCCCCGGGGGAACGCCGCGCUCCUCGGGGAGCCCCGCCGCCGUCCCCCGGCGCUUCUUUCUCCACCCCCAGCACUCCGCUGGAGCGGUCUCCGCCGGGCAGCGCCCUCUUCGACGAGGAGAGCCCCCGCGGGAAGCGGAGCCCCGGGUGGGAGCUGCCUUUCCUGGCGCGCACCCCCUCGGCCUCGGCGUUGAGCGGUCCCGCCGGUCCCGCCAACAGCAGCAUCUUCUCCUCGCCCCGCCGCUGGCUGCAGCAGAGGAAGGGGCAGCCCUCGCCGCCCGGGCCUCGCCCCGCCGCCUACGUCGUGUGGAAAUCUGAGGAAACGUCUCCCAGCUAUGAGAUGUGGUUUCCUGGAGAUGAGGCACUGCAAAGCAGGGGUGAUUUCACUUGGAACAGCAUGUCAGGGCGCAGCGUUCGGCUGAAGUCAGUUCCCGUUCAAAGCCUCUCGGAGCUGGAGCGUGCUCGGCUGCAGGAAGUGGCUUUUUAUCAGUUGCAGCAGGACUGUGACCUGGGCUGUCAGAUUACUAUCCCUAAAGAUGGACAAAAGAGGAAGAAAUCAUUAAGAAAGAAACUGGACUCAUUAGGAAAGGAGAAGAACAGAGACAAAGAAUUUAUUCCCCAGGCUUUUGGAAUGCCCUUGUCCCAAGUGAUUGCUAAUGACCGGGCAUACAAGCUCAAGCAAGACUCUCAGAGAGAAGAGCAAAAAGAUGUUUCAGAUUUUGUGGCCUUUCUCUUGCCGUUCGGAACUAAAAGGCAGAACAAAGAACUUUCAAGCAGUAACUCAUCUCUUAGCUCAACCUCAGAAACACCGAACGAAUCCACUUCUCCUAACACACCCGAGCCAGCACCACGAGCACGGAGGCGUGGCGCGAUGUCUGUGGACUCUAUUACAGAUCUUGAUGACAAUCAGUCACGAUUGUUAGAGGCUCUCCAGCUCUCUUUGCCAGCAGAAGCCCAGAGCAAGAAAGAAAAGGCAAGAGAUAAGAAACUAAGCCUGAACCCUAUUUACAGGCAGGUUCCUCGGCUUGUAGAUAGUUGCUGCCAGCACUUGGAAAAGCAUGGUCUCCAGACCGUAGGAAUAUUCAGAGUUGGAAGCUCAAAAAAGAGAGUGAGACAGUUACGUGAAGAGUUUGACCGGGGCAUAGAUGUUGUAUUAGACGAAGAGCACAGCAUUCAUGAUGUUGCUGCUUUGUUAAAGGAAUUUCUGCGUGACAUGCCUGACCCGCUUCUCACCAGGGAACUUUAUACACCUUUCAUCAACACUCUCUUAUUAGAGCCAGAUGAACAGCUAAGCACCUUACAGCUUCUCAUUUAUCUUCUACCUCCCUGUAACUGCGAUACCUUGCACCGGCUGCUGCAGUUCCUCUCCACAGUGGCUGGCCACGCAGAAGACACCACAGACAAAGAUGGCCAAGAGAUUACUGGGAACAAAAUGACAUCACUUAACCUGGCUACCAUCUUUGGUCCUAACUUGUUGCACAAGCAGAAAUCUACAGACAAAGAAUUCUCAGUUCAGAGCUCAGCUCGAGCUGAAGAGAGUACUGCUAUCAUAGCUGUCGUACAAAAGAUGAUUGAAAACUAUGAAGCCCUUUUCAUGGUUCCCCCUGACCUACAGAAUGAAGUGCUUAUUAGCCUAUUAGAGACUGACCCAGAUGUUGUGGACUAUUUGUUGAGGAGGAAAGCUUCCCAGUCAUCGAGCCCUGAGAUGCUGCGGUCAGAAGGUUCCUACUCCACAGGAGGAAGACAUUCUUCCACAGACUCCAACAAAGCUUCAAGCGGAGAUGUCUCGCCUUAUGACAACAACUCCCCGGUACUGUCUGAGCGCUCGCCGAUAGCAACGCAAGAAGAAGUUGCCCGCAGCCCAGAGAAGCUGUACAAGGUACCUGAACAGUACACGCUGGUUGGACAUUUGCAGCCUAAGACAAAGGAGAAUUCUUCUGCAUCACAGGCUGGAAAAGAUGUCUCUGAAGAUCAUUUUGAUAUCUGGGGCACCUGGCAUUCAACACUGAAAAGUGGCUGCAAAGAUCCAGCUAUGACAGGUUCUUACGGGAACAUUUACGAAAGCAGCUUGCUGCGACCUGGACAGUGCUCUCUUUCCCAGGGGAACCUCGCCAUGUCUUCUCCUCGGUGGCGGGGCAGCUCCUCCGAGUUGGACACCGGCAGGCAGGUCAUGCGGAGGAGCCAGACGACUGCUGCCAUUCCGGAGUGUCAGCUGCAUCCCGCGGCGUCUCGGGUGUGCGGUAACGCACAAAUCGAAGUCGGCGGUAGGAGUUCGGACCUGUCACACUCAAAGUCGGAGCAGCACUUGACUUUAAGCAGCGUGGAGGACCUCAGCGAGCGUGACUCCAACGCGGGUUGUUCGCAAAGCACAGCCAAGCCCUCCUAUAGAAAAGAGCGGCCGCCACCCCCCUACCCAGGCCCAGCAAAAACGAGCUCUGCGUUGUCACAGCGAUCAAGCGUUUCUUCAACGUUGCACUCUUUGUGGAGACUUCAACGCCAAGAAAAAAGUUCAGGGACCAGAGGAGCUGGAGGACCGCCAGCCAAAGCCCCUGACCAGGCCACCUCCAGGCAGGAGCGGCCGGCCCCGCACACGCAAGCGGCUCACAUCUACUCCACGGCACCUCACAGUCAGAACAGUAAAAAUGUUUCAGAGGCGGACUGGCACGACUGGCAAAGGGAGAGGUGGCAAAUUUGGGAGCUGUUAUCGGCCGAUAACCCCGAUGCCCUCCCAGAAACGCUUGUAUGAUCAGACUCUGCAGAACUGCUACUCACACCUAUGCCUCCGACUCAUAGGAAAACAACGGUGACAUUGGAAAACGGGGAGGGCUUGUUUGUUUUAUAAAAACUGAAUUGCGUAUACUUUUUUUAAACUUUGUUCACUUUAAUUUCUUAACAGCACUGUCAAGCAGUCCAUUUACAAAUACAGUAUGUUCCUGUUUUUCAGCAAGCUUUUGAGAAAAAACAAGAUGAAAAUUUUAGUCUAAUAACUCGGUAUGCAUACGCUGUUUAUAAGAUAAAACUGUUGCUUUGAUGUUGCUAAAAAUGUAUUUAUAUAUCUGCAGUUUUGAUGAUUGUAUAUUCUGUAAUGGGUAUUGUACGAUAAUCAUAUAUUAAGUUUUCAUAUACAGAUGUCAAUCAAUCAUGACUGCUUUUUUUAAAAUCACUGCACUUACAUUACCGUGAUAUGCAUUGGAAUUCUAUAGAAAGUGCACAAGCUGGUUUCUGUGCUUAUAUAAAAAAAAAAACCUGUUAAAGGGGGAAGUUGUCCUUCUUUUCACUGCCUAUUGAAAAACACUAAAAUAGAGUGGAACGUGAAAAGCCAUAUAUUUUAUAAGGGUAGUAGUGAGCUUAGAAGGGAAAAUACCAAAUAUUUUUUUUCUUAUAAAUAUAUUUGCAAACAAAAUUAAAAUUUGAUACAAGAUUGUAAAAAUAUUUUUUUAGAUUCUGGUAGGAAGCAGCUCAAAGAAUCAACUAAGAGCAAGGCCGUGCCUGAACCAACUAAGGAUGUAGUGCAAAGGUCUGCCCUCCCAUUCUAGAGGAAAACCAAUGUUAUGUAUACAGGAUAUAAUAUAUAUAUUUAUAAAUGUAUGAUUUUAUGUAUUGUUCUAAAACAAUAAACUGGAAUCCAAAUUUUAGAAAACGAAACCCAAUAAAUUGAGGUGUGUAACAAAUGAGAAAGAAUAUGGCUUUUCCUUUGAAAUAACAAAGCUUCAGCAUUAAGAAGGUUAGAGAAAGGGAAAAAAAAUGCAGACAGACACAUGAAGGGGAGUCACACAGUUUCAGAAAUGAACAUGAUGUUUGGAGAAGUUCACAGCUGCAUUUCUAUAAAUAUUGUGCCAAAGUCUGGGUCAACAGUACUUCUUCAAUAACUGUAUGUUGCAUUGUUAAAUGUUGCUGUUUUAUACACGUUCUGGUGGUUUUAAGUUGCAAAAUUGUUUAUGGCCAGCAGGUGGCAAUGUACUUCAGUAUUCUAGAGAAAAUUCUUUUUAUCACUUGAUAAGGGAAAGUGUAUCAUAUCAAAAGAAUUUUAUAAAACAUAUUAGUCUUAAUUUUAAUGAAGUUGAAGACUUAUUCAGUGAUGUUGUCUUUAAGUUCUAUCUUGUGCCAUAACGAUGGAAUAAAAAGCUAAGCAAAAUAA
Messenger RNA from Aquila chrysaetos chrysaetos, 4468 nucleotides. It is a transcript of the gene ARHGAP6, whose product is annotated as Rho GTPase activating protein 6. Bases 140 to 3076 code for a protein of 978 amino acids. NCBI's taxonomy places the organism in Eukaryota, Metazoa, Chordata, Aves, Accipitriformes, Accipitridae. The transcript is spliced from 14 exons. The record is from RefSeq and is a predicted model, not a curated record. Gene Ontology annotation, biological process: signal transduction.